Molecule: messenger RNA, 612 nt
Organism: Aspergillus caelatus
Lineage: Eukaryota; Fungi; Ascomycota; Eurotiomycetes; Eurotiales; Aspergillaceae
Exons: 2
Coding region: 1-612 (203 amino acids)
Source: RefSeq, a predicted model, not a curated record
AUGGCUCGGGGUGCACCCCUUCGAAGGGUUAGAGGCAGGCAAGGCCCUUCGCUACCAUAUCCCGGAGUUCCUGGCUUCUUCUUCUACGACUAUCACCCUGAGAUUCUACCCGCGCUGUACCUCGCCGCCGUAGAUUUCAACGGGCUUGUCAUGACCCGGCAUGGCACGGCGGUGUUCGACGUGCCGGGCCACGCGUGGUUCGUGGUCGAUCCACCCGGUCUGGCCACCGGGCGGAUCACUAUUGUAACCUUUCGCUCCAAUGGAAGUGUCCGUGCUUCUGCCUCCCGCCGGCCGUGGAAUAUAGGCCAAGUUAUGGGUUUCAUGCAGAUGGGUCGGUUAGUGUCUGAUUUGUGGACUCAUCCAUCGGGGGACCGCCACAGUAUAAUAAACCGUAUGUUUUCCCCCUUGGAUAUGGGCGUUCCGAUCCUCGAGUUCUUUGAGCCCACCCGACAGAGCAACCAGUUUCUCCAUUCGGCCUACUGUUCCCGUGGUAAUCGGGACGUGUGGGCCCAGAUCAUCGAGCAGAGUGCGCCUGGGUAUCUGGAGCUGGAGGCCCAAGGGCGGGAAGUGGUAUUCCAGCUUGAUUAUCUGCUGGAGAUGAUUAAGCACUGA